Anolis sagrei ordinatus is the source of this 1869-nucleotide messenger RNA. RefSeq names its product CRK like proto-oncogene, adaptor protein (gene CRKL). NCBI's taxonomy places the organism in Eukaryota, Metazoa, Chordata, Lepidosauria, Squamata, Anolidae. Gene Ontology annotation, biological process: cell migration; signal transduction. The record is from RefSeq and is a predicted model, not a curated record. Gene Ontology annotation, molecular function: signaling adaptor activity; receptor tyrosine kinase binding.
AUUUGGCGAAUAGGGGGCGGGGCCAAACGGGACCCGGAGCUGACGUCACGUCUCUUCCCUUUUCGCUCACAUCGAAGGAUAGAUUCCUGUUUUCUGAGUUCAGUCUGAUUUGGAAGUGUAACUGGAGGCCCCGCCCAACUUUGCGUGCCCUGCGCGUUGCGUCACCACGUAUUAGCCGUUCUCGCGCGUGCGCACUUCAAGUUCCGCCUCCGGGGCCGCCAUCUUGGCGCGUCGGCUUCGGUAGGCGGCCAUGCCUUUUUGCUUCCCAGUUCCCCUUCCUCCACGGCCGCGGCUUACGCUUUUCGCCUCAGAAACCAGGCCUCCCUCUGGGUUUUCCUAAGGGGAAAGUUACGUUUACCUGUGUUUUCUAAGGGUAAAGUUACGUUUCCUGAGGUGACGUUUGCCCUCAGGGGCAUUCCCUGAGAUUAAAACGUAUUACAGCUGGACUUUUUGACGUAAAAGUUAUUUUAUCUGCGUUUUCCGAUGCAAAAUUGCUUUUUCUGAGGUAUAAUUUGCACUUUCUGGGAGAUGAAACCUGCCUCCUUUGGUGUCUUCUGAUGUGAAAGCUGCCACUCUUCACAUUUUCUGAGGUUAAAAGUGCCCCUAUUUGUCUCCUGUGGGGAAAAUUGCCUCCCUUGGAUUUAUCUGAGAAAAAUCCUUCCUUUUCUGAGGUGAAACCCGCCUCCUUUGGACGUACCAGGUGCCUGUCUUUAGGUUUUCAGAGGUGAGAAGUGCCUGCGUGUGCCUUUUGGAAGGGGACUCCUGACCGCUGGGGGGAGCAUGUCGUCGUCGUCGUCUCCCUCCUCCGUCCCGGAGGUGUCCUGGGAGCUUUCCUUGUGGUACGCGGGGCGACUGGGGCGGUGGGAAGCGGCCUCCCGGCUGCAAGGCCAGCGCCCGGGGACCUUCCUGGUGCGGGACUCCUCCACGUGCCCCGGGGACUACGUCCUGUCGGUCUCAGAGAACGGCCGGGUCUCCCACUACAUCAUCAACUCCCUCCCCAGCAGCGGGGGUGGCAAGGGCCUCUUCCGCAUUGGGGAGCAGCAGUUCCAGAGUCUUCCUGAUCUCUUGGACUUCUACCGGGACCACUACCUUGACACCACUACCCUCCGAGAACCACUCCCCAGGUGUGCUGCUACCCUGCCAGCCCCUGGCCAACCCCCCUCUUUCCCAUUGGAAGGGGCCACAGAGCUGGUGCGGACACUGUAUGACUUCGCCGGGAAUGAUGCAGAGGACCUCCCGUUCAAGAAGGGGGAAGUGCUGUCCAUUGAAGAGAAGCCGGAGGAGCAGUGGUGGCGUGCCCGUAACAAGGAGGGCCGCCGGGGCAUGAUCCCCGUCCCCUACGUCCACAGGCUGGCCAGCAAAGGGGCCGUGGCUGCAGGUGGGCGCUAUAGCCUCCCAGAGCCUGCCCAUGCCUAUGCCCAGCCCCAGGGACAUGCCUCCCCCGCCACCCAGAAGGGCCCCGUCUUCGCAAAAGCUGUCCAGAGGAGGGUUCCCUGCGCCUAUGACAAGUCUGCCCUCGCCCUCGAGGUUGGUGACCUCGUGAGAGUGACCCGGAUGAACAUCAAUGGCCAAUGGGAGGGCGAGAUCCAGGGCCGGAGGGGCCUCUUCCCUUUCACGCACGUCCGAAUCAUCGACCCUCAAAACCCGGAUGAGAAUGAAUGACCUUCCCUUUCACUUCCUGUUUUGUUUUCUUCUCAACGAGAGCUUUGUUUUCGGAAUCAUUUAAUACGUUUUUCCCCACCGUUUUCGUCCAUCAAAGGAUGGGAAACAAAGCAACUUUCCAAAUGGAGGGAACCAAUAACUUUUUCCCCAGUGAAGAACAAUUUUUUAAAAAUGUUUUAUACAUUAUAUUAUAUAUAUAUAUAUAUA